UGUAUGGAAAUAAACAUUGUAAUCACAAUAGAGACAGGUUAACGGUCAGAUCUGUGGAGAAGCAAGCUUGCACAUGACGGUUUCACUUCGUGGAAACUGUCUGACUUCGCAACAUUAGGAUUCGUUCGCUUGACGACGGUGGAGAAAGAAGACCGGAUACUCAACAUUUCGGACAUAAAAUCAGAAGACAGGAUCAGUGUUCCAGAGCUACCACCGAAAGACCCCGUCCCUGCCCUGGAACAGCCCCCAGUGCAGCUCCCGACCCCCAGCCCUUCCUCUUUUCAACGCCAUCACACCCAAAGCCCGUGUGAAGACAGCCCUGACAGUCCACCGCAGCCUGAACCGAGAAGAAACCAGAAUCCUGUCGCUGAAAUCCAACCACAGCAAACUCAGAACGACACGGACACACGCUCUUCACGCGAUUUCGCCCUGGCAACCUCUGUUUUUCCCUCUGUGCUGGAAGAGGAGAAAACUACACAACAUCAGGUGCUUCUAGUUCCCGAUAGAGACGCGAAAACAAAAGAAAGCGGAGAACUAAACAGCUCGGUUGUUGAGGAAAUGAGUGUUGAAUUUCCAGCUCCGGUCAGUAACAGUGAACUGAACACGCAAACACAUCUUCCAGAAAUGAACAAAGAAUCUGAAAAUGCAAAUAUACUCCAAGAAAAACAGAAUAACGAGGAUCAGGAAGCUACUAAAGAGAGUCAAAUUCCCAUAGAAAAUAUUCCUCUUAUUCAAAUAUCGAGUAUAGAAGACACGCAGGAAGUAGAAGCCGCCAUGUGCACUGGAAAUAUUCAAGACAAUAGUAAAUCUUUACCAGUAACUAAACCUAUUUUGACAGGUUUUGAGCAUGACGUUAAAACAGUUCCAGAAAUUCACAUAUGUUCCACAGAAGAAAUUCCAGAAGUCCAGGUGGUUGUUCCGGUGAUUUGCGUGGAGGACGAAAUUCUGACUCCAACCAUAGAAAUAACUCAGCCGGAUGUCAUAGAAGGUCCCGUACCGAUCCUUAAUCUACCAAAAGAAAACGAGCCCGCCGUUUCACAGAAGGAGUUUGACAAUUGGCCAAAUAUCAUCCAAAACGAUUACGUGUCAGAUUUUUGUAUGCAGCUCGAGCCAGAAAAAGCCGAGGCCCAAACAGAGGAGCUCCCCCAGGUUCAUUAUCCGAUUAUUCCGAUUAUAAAUGUGUCGUGUACGGAGGAGGGGAUGGAGCAGGUCUCGGAGAUAAGGCCGUCACUUGAGACUGUGGAGCUGCCGGUGUGUGCGCCCGUGCUCGUCGUCCAAACAGCAGAAAGCGGAGAUACACGUGAGCAAGAACUCAGCGAGCAGAAGGAGAAGAGUGAACCCAGAGAGGAGACUAAAGUUGUAGAGAAGGUAGAGCCGAUAGAGAGCGCUGGAGCUGGACACGGAGACACCACGGCUCACGUAGAAACAGCAGAGCUCAGAGAAGUGCCAGUGUCUGAGCAAAUAUGUGAAAGGUCCGAGCUUGGAGAAUUAAUAAAACACAAAGAGACAUUAGAGAUACAAAGAGAGACGCCUGAGCACAGAGAGACAGAGCCAGCUGCCUCUGCUGUGAGUGAAGCUGCUGUGAGGGAGUCUGGAGCUGCUUCACAAGAGGAACCUAAACUCAGUGAAGCUCAGACCCAGGGUGAGGUGCAAGAACAGAGUGGAGCAGAGAACAGGCUCACAGUGGCCUACGAAACACCAAAGACUGAUGUGAAUGUGCUGUCUCUGAGUAAAACAGUGGAGGCCAGUAUAGAGAGUGAAAUCACCCAGUCUCUGAAAGAGGCGCGCAUAGAGAGCUUCAUGUCUGUGGAGAGGCUGAGCUUUAAGCCCCCGCUGUACCCCUCCCUGAGCCCGGCCAGUCUGAGGAAGUUCAUGAAGGCCUCAGGUGAAGCAGACUCUGCAGGAGACAGACAGAGCGACAAAGCCGAGGACUCUCUGAGCGGCGGCUCUACCCCCACCUCGUCUCUGUCCUGUGAGAGCAGCCCCCGCCUCAAACGCAGAGACAGCCUCUCGCUCAUCCGCUCCGCCACCCCCGAGGAGCUCGCCUCAGGGGCCCGCCGCAAGAUCUACAUCCCCAAAACCAAAGAGGAGAGUGAGGACAGCAGCGCUAAGAAGGACAGUCCCUACAUGUCUCCCGGACAAGCUCGACGUACGACCUAUCUACAGCCGCCCAGUGGCUCCAACACCCCCCCUGUGGAGAGACGCUCCCCUCUGCUCAACCGGCGGAAGGCCACGCUGGAGGUGCCCAAAGUGGUGGAAGAAAUACCUGUGCCUGAAGAAGUCAGCACCAAACGAGAGGAGAAACCAGGAGACAAGAAACCAGAUCCACUUAAAGCUCCUCAGGUGAUCCGUAAGAUCCGGGGUGAGCCGUUCCCUGACGCCUCUGGACACCUCAAACUCUGGUGCCAGUUCUUCAAUGUUCUGAGCGACUCCACGAUUAAGUGGUACAAGGAGGAGCAGGAGAUUCUGGAGGUGCAGAGGAGUGGAGGAGAUGAGACUCAGGUCGCUCUGGCCAUCGUUCUGGCCUCGAGUCUGGACUGUGGAGUCUACGGCUGCUCCAUAAAGAAUGAAUAUGGCAGCGACACCACGGACUUCCUGCUCAGUGAAGAUGUCAUGGCGGAGAUUCUGCUCAAAGACGACUUGGAAGUGGGAGAGGAGAUUGAGAUGACCCCGCUGCUGUUUAACAGAGGCCUGGCGGACUCGGGGACCUGGGGAGGGAAGUUCUUUGGUCGGAUCAUGACUGAGACUGUGCACCUGGGCGAGGGCUGGACUCACAAGACCAGCAGAGUGAAGGUCAUCUACGGCCUGGAGCCCAUCUUCGAGUCUGGGACCUCCUGCAUCAUGAAGAUCCAAAACCCAAUCCCCUAUGGGACCAAACUGGAGAGCAACCUGGCUGAGAGGAACCAGGAGAUCACCAAACAAGAGUGUAAAGUUCAGAACAUGAUUCGUGAAUACUGUAAAAUCUUCACAGCGGAGUCUCGAGUCAAUGAGAACUUUGGCUCUGCUCUAGAAGUGGUCCCGCAGUAUCUGAUGUACCGACCUGCAAACUCUGUGCCGUACGCCACAGUGGAGGCGGAGCUGCAGGGACCCUUCCAGGCGUACUGCUGGGUGGACUCUGGCAAACUGAACUCAAAGGGGGGUUCUGAGGUCGAGCAGAAGUGCUGCACUUUCCAACACUGGCUCUACGAGUGGACCCACAGCAACCUCCUGCCCACGAGACUGGAAGGUGUUGAUUUUAAAAUUACCAACAUCAGAGUUGCGACCAAGUCCAAAGGAUACCAGGGCCUGUCCGAGCGUGGCUCUCCUGAAGUGUUUGACCAGUUCAUCACUCACCAUCAGUGCAACUACUACUGUGGACCUCCUGGGUCUGAGGCCCCUCAAAUCCAUGGACAGUCUCCAGCCGCCCUCAAAGAUGAAGGGAUCCAGGAGCCCGCUGCUGAACCGUAAAAUGAGCGUAGGAUCCGGAAGUCCACACAUGCCAAAGAAGGCCUCACUCAGCCCACAUUCACAGAGAAAAGCUGGAACCAGCCCCAAGGCGCCGAGAAAGAAUCAGGAGGCAGAGGACAGUAAAAGCAAGGCUGUAGAGAGCAGGUAGGAGCCAGGGUGCUAAUGACAUGUUUUUAGAUUCUAAUUAUUUAUUGUAUAGAUCUAGUAAUUAUGAUCAUGAUGAGCACAAGGAUGAGAAGACACUGAACCUUUUUGUUAAAACCAAACUGUGAAUGUAAGAUUUGUCUUAUGCAUUUUGGCGGUCAGCCGUUGUCUUUGACUGACGCCAGACUGUAGCGUGUUUUUUCUGUGAAAAGCCUCACAGCAUUAUCUCAUGGACGAGAAGACAAGAAGCGCCUCUUAUGUGUAACAGCUCAGAGCGGAUCAGGUCACGUGUGGAGCGGCUUGUUCCUUGGACUGUGGCAAACCCAAGAUCUGGAUUAUUUAUUUAAGAAGGAGUGUCAAAAAAAAAAAAAAACAAUGACUGCAAUCAAAGGCUCCUAACUGAAGUGCCCUGCUCAGAUACCGGCUAAAUGACAAAGAUAAUACGUAAGCCAUUCUAACUGAUACCUUGCUUGAUCUCGCUCUUCACUUUGCAUGAAUCGUUAGACUGAUCAGAACUACAGUGUAUUUGGUGUUAAGAGCUGAUGAUGCCAGUAUUGUGAAAUGUGUAGCAAAGGAGAGAAGAAGUGCUGGAGACUGAGGGUGCGUUUACACUUGUCCUAGUUUCAGCCCAGUUUAGUCCUGAUCAUAGACCUUAAAUGUAAAUGGACAUAGCUAACCUGCUAGUCACCACGUUUCAAAUAGGAAAUGAGCAUGGACGCGCUUCCGGCUCCAUCGACACUGGUUCCAAGUCACUUAGUAUUGAAAAAACAGCCCUCCUCUAUGAAACUGCUGCUGUCAGAUCUGUCAUUUUGAUUUGUGAUUGAUAAAACCCGUUCUACGUGAUCCUGGCAUUUUUAUUUUGUUGUUUUGUCAAGAUAUGAACUUUUUUUUUCAGUUUUUUCCCCGAGAACACUCCCUCUAGCAUUAGCAACAGGUUUGAUUGAAUGCGAAAAGGAAGGGACAUUCAACACCUUCAACAGCCUUGUUCCUGAUUGACGCUUUGAUUGGUACGACACUCGCAGUAGGAAUUACAAAUACCGUAAAAUACCAAAUAAUAGCCGGGGCGUUUAUUUGUUUCAAACAGACCAGGGAUUUAUUUGAGACCAGGCAGCAAUUUGGGGCAGGCGAUGAAUUCAUUCCUCACAAAAAUCUCAGCAAAACUGGGAAAAUAUGGUACUCAAAUUCUUUUAACCAGUAUGACUAUAGUUGACAGGGCUCAGAAGCGUUGCCGUUAUACAACAUGGCGAUUACUUUGUCAAGCUUAUGGGCUACGAUUUCUGCCGCGUCAUCCUCUUUGCCACAACUUUUCUCUUACGCCACAGCAGCUACGAUCACAUUGCUGCUUCUUUCGAAUUGCCAAACUUAAGUAAUAUCACCAAAACUUCUAAAAACAGCUUCCAUUUCCUGCCUGUUAUGUUGCGCCAUCUUUCUUUUUUACGUCACGUUGAAAUAGGGAUUUUACAGCAACAUCAUCUGUUCCUCCACUUUUUCAGUGACUGGAUGCAGCGUUGAAAAAAUAUAGCCUAUGCAUUCAGUCACGCAACCAGUCUGGUAAAGUUAGGACUGAACUGAAGUCAAACUGCUUCUGUGUCAGGCUCUCUGUGGUGUCACUGCACUCAUCAUCAUAUUAUUUAUAUAUUUUCCGGACUAUAAGUCACUCCGGAGUGUAAGUCGCACCAGCCAAAAAAUGCGCAAUGAAGAAAAAAAAAAACAUAUAAGUCAUAUCGAACUAUAAGUCGCACUUUGUGGGGAAAUAUUUUUAUAAAAUCAGAGACCAGGAACUGAUAUUUCAUCUUGAAGGACAAGUUAUAGUAAUAACAAUAGAACAGAGAACAACAGGCUGAAUCGGCGUUAGUUAUGUUAACAUAACAUAUUAACAGUUAUUCAGAUAAUUAUAGCAUAAACAACAGAACAUAAGUUUACCAAACUCACGAUCUCACUCCAAAUCACUAAA
Boleophthalmus pectinirostris (great blue-spotted mudskipper) is the source of this 5545-nucleotide messenger RNA. Its product is annotated as alpha-protein kinase 3-like. Lineage: Eukaryota; Metazoa; Chordata; Actinopteri; Gobiiformes; Gobiidae. The transcript is spliced from 11 exons. Gene Ontology annotation, biological process: cardiac muscle cell development; protein phosphorylation. Gene Ontology annotation, cellular component: nucleus. Bases 559 to 3447 code for a protein of 962 amino acids. Gene Ontology annotation, molecular function: ATP binding; protein serine/threonine kinase activity. The record is from RefSeq and is a predicted model, not a curated record.